AUGCAUCAAGAAACUAUAAAAACUUCUCAUGAAAAUAUAUCAAUGUCAACUAAUAGUUUAAAUCAAAAUACAAAAUUUGAUAAUCAAUCAUUUAUUUCAAGCAGAAAAAUUGAAAAUAUUACUAAAGAACAACAACAACAUAGAAGAACAACUAUAUAUCUUAGUAAUGUUCAUGCAAAAAGUGCUGAUUAUUUUCAACCAACAUCAACAAUUAUAUCAUCUUCGAGUACUCGCGCAAGUACAAUACAUGUAAAUGAAUUGCAUAAAACAGAAGAUGAUAAUGGAAAAAUUGAAUUAACUACACUUAAUAAUCAUUUUGAAAAUUAUCUUAAUCAAAUCAAAAUUUUAGCUAAUAGAAAUAUUAAUCUUCGUCAUGAAAUUGCUAAUAUUUUACAAACAUAUAUGAGCCCAAUGGAAGAAGAAAAACAAAAUGAUAAUAAAAAUUCUUGUUCAUUAGAAAUUGAAUUUAAUAAUUUACGUCAACAAUUAAAUCAUGAAUUACGAAAAUUGAUAAAAAUACAAACACGUUUACAACGUGCUGAUUAUGAUAAAAAAUACUAUAAAAAUAAAGUAAGAUUAUUUUCAAAAUCGGAUCAAUAUCAAAUAAUUCAACAACAACUUGAUGCAUAUGUAUAUGAAUUAAAUCUAUUAAAAGAACAAUAUGAAAAACAAGAACAAAAUUUAAUAUCAUACAAAAGACAAUACAACGAAUAUAUUAUGAAAUUAAUUGAAUAUACAAAUGAAUAUAAUAAAAUAAUUUAUGAACGUAUACAAAGUGAAAAUUCAUUACAUACUCUUAAUGAACAAUUAUUAUUUGAACGUGAAUAUAAUAAAAAAUGUCAACAAGAAUUUGAACAAUUUGAAAAAAUUCAAUAUGAUAUAAAUAAUGAAUUUAAUAAAACAGAAUUUAAAAAAAUACUUGAAAAAAUUCGUCAAGAUUUCCAAAAUUAUAAUGAAAUUCAAUUAUCAGAAUUAGAAUUAUAUUAUAAAACAAAACUUGAUUUAAUACAAAUUAAUUUUCGAGAAAAUGAAAAUGAAUAUGAAAAUGAAAAUGAAAAUCAUUCCGAAGAAAUAAAACAAUUAAAAGAACAAAAUCAAUCACUUCAAAAUAAAUUAAAACAACUUGAAAAUGAAUUUCAUCAUAUAGACGAACAAUAUCAACAGCAAUACGAUUUGUCAUAUGAUGAAUAUUAUCACUUAGAUAUUCAAAUAUCUGAAUUAGAAUCUCUAAUUUUAUAUUCACGUACAAAUACAAUUCAAUUAUCAUCAGAAAUAAAUACAUAUCGAUGUUUACUAAUGAAUCUUGCUUCAUCAUUUCAACAGAAACAUAAAUCUUCUUCUCAAAAACAACAAACUAAUAAUUUUACUUUUCAUUUUCGAAAUGGAUUACUCUAUGUUAGAAUUUAG
Messenger RNA from Rotaria sp. Silwood1, 1407 nucleotides. Lineage: Eukaryota; Metazoa; Rotifera; Eurotatoria; Philodinida; Philodinidae. The record is from the annotation of a GenBank genome assembly.